AUGUUCGAGACCCCAUCACUGCCUUCUUCUUUCUCUUCUUCUUCUUCUUCCUCCUCCUCCACCGCUGCUUCAUCUUCCCCACUGAAAUUCUCGUCAUCAUCGCCAUCCUCCUCGUCUUCCGUCAUUUGGGAGUUAGACGAGACGUCGUCCUCCUCUUCCUCCCACGGCACCAUCUUUCCUCCCUCCCUCCGCCCCUCUCCGCGCGCCAUUCGAACACAGAGGUUUGGCGGGAUGACCACGAGAAAGCGGGAGCUUAUUUCAAAUGUCCAUAGAUGCCCCUACCUCAUAAAUACUUACCAUUCAGGACAGCCCUUAGCAACUAAAUGGGCCGGGCCGCUCGUAUUUAGACUUCCCUCACAAGUAGGAUAAGAUACGAUGGCCCAAAAAGGCCCAUAUUCCUUGACAUGGUGGGCCCAUUUUAAUACCGAACCCGUUGAAGAUCAGAUGUGUACAUUUUGACUCCCAAUAAGCAAAAUAGAUAUCGGAUGAGUUCCUUAGUAGCCGACCCUCCCUCAUCUUAGCCACCAGCAAGAACCUUCCCGUUCACAAAAUCCAUAUCCACGACCCUGAAGGGCAGAGAGAGAGAGAGGGAGGGAGAGAGAGAGAGGAAGGGAGAGAGAGAAAGAGAGAGAGAGAGAGAGGGAGGGACAGAGGGACAGAGAGAGAUAGGGGAGAGAGAGAAAGAGAGAGAGAGAGAGAGGGAGGGACAGAGGGACAGAGAGAGAGAGGGGAGAGAGAGAAAGAGAGAGAGAGAGGGACAGAGGGACAGAGGGACAGAGAGAACGAGAGAGAGAGAGGGAGAGAGGAGAGAUGAUAGAUGAGAGUGACAGAGAGAGAGAGAGGAGAGAGGAGAGGGACAGAGAGAGAGAGAGAGGGGGGAGAGAGAGAGGGGGAGAGAGAGAGAGGAGAGAGGAGAGAGAGAGAGAGAGAGAGAGAGAGAGAGAGAGAGAGAGAGAGAGAGAGAGAGGAAGGGAGAGAGAGAGAAGGGAGAGAAAGAGGAAAGAGAGAGAGAGAGAGAGAGAGAGAGAGAGAGAGGGAGAGAGAGAGAGAGAAAGGGAGAGAGAAAGAGAGGCAGAGAGGAGUGAAAGAGAACGAGCGAGAAAGGGAGAGACAGGAGAGAGUUGAUGGAAGACAUCUUACACGAAGGGAGAAGGAGGGGGAUGGGUCGGAAAGGACUCUUCCAUGCAUAGAAAAAAACGUACGAAUUAGCCGGAGAAAUAGAGUUACCCUAUGAUAUGAUGACUAUAGAGACAAUAUCAAGGUCAGGGAUGCAUGGGAUCUUCAUUCAGACAAUCAUCCACCAUGCUGCACCACGGCUUCCUCUUCACAAACUUGAAGAUACCAAAUCACUUAUCACAGAUACAUAAAGAGCUCCAACUCAUCGAAGAAGGGCUACGAGGAGGGGAGUUCCUACUACGAUCCAACUUGUACACACCAAUUACAUUUAUUACCAGUCUUAGAGAGAGAAACCCAGCAAGGACUGGACACCCUCCUGGGUCAUCGAGGUUUCACAAGCACAGAGAAGAACCCGCGGCCGAAGAUGGAGGAGGAAGACAAGGACGAGGAAAUAUUUAGGGUUAGAAGGUCAGAACUCGACGAUCCUCAGGCCGAGGGUCCUCUGGGCGAAGGAGAUGAGGUUCUCUAUUUCGGCGUCGUCGAUGAAGCCGUUGCCAUUGGCGUCGGCGCCGCGGACUCCGCGGCCGCUCUUCCAGCCGCUGUAGCGGCCGCCGAGGCUGCGGAUGGCUCGGCGAAGCUCCUGCUUGCUGAUGCGACCGUCCUUGUCGGUGUCGAACCGCUUGAGCCAGUCCUUGAACUCCUCCAACGUCAGCUCGGAGGACCUCCUGCAGGGGACCUGCUUGAUGGCCAUGGCGGCGGUUAGGUUAUCUCCAACUCCUCCCAGCUCUUGCACCUCUCUCUCCCUUACUGCUGCUACUUAUCGGCGCCGUGGUGAGCUCUCUUUCCUCCAGGUUUCCUUUAUUCCCUCUCUACCAGUCGUGUGGGAGAAUCGAUACGCUUUCAUUGAGCAGCUCGCAGUGGGGUGGGCGGAGGAUAACGUGACCGGUUCCCCUGGCCCAAGGGCGGUGGAGACAUAGCGAGAGAGAGAGAGAGAGAGAGAGAGAGAGAGGCCUUUGCGCACGUCGAACUGUAGUCAAAACUCGAGACAGAAAAAUGCCUCCACGCACGUUUCAAAAAACUCAAUGACGGGUCAGAUACAAGAGGUGGCUGAGAAAGGGCAGCGGGUGAAGAGAUAGUUUCCCAUACGACAACAUGUUAACAACAAGUUAGAGUAAGAGAGAGAGAGAGAGAGAGAGAGAGAGAGAGAGAGCUUUAGACAGGUCAUUGAGUGGUCAAAGGCGGAUCCCCAAAUAUGGGAGCUUUUUAAUUUUAUAACCUAAAAGUUAAUACCUUCCAAAUACUCUCUAUCGCAGGAGUCCAUACGUGAAAAGGGCCCGGUCAACUCCUUGAAAGGAUAAUGUUCGCCUGAAUUCUGACUGAUUUAAAUGGGUUCCCAGAAGAACACCUUACCCGAUUAGGCAAAUGCUGACCUUUUUUGCUGACCAAUAGCAAUCAUUCCACGUCACUCCACCUUCGGAUUUCCUCUUCUGCGGCGCAACGUUUCUCUUGCAGGACGUUCAUAUCUUCGGUGGCCUCCAGAAGAGCUCAAGCUUAGAGGCAUCUCUCUCAACAGUAAUGGCACGCCGGGGGGGGCCUUGAUGUUACUGAAACCUUCCAUAUUUUGGGAGGUGGGAAUUUCUCUCUCUACAAAUGAAGAAAGCAUCCGACCCAUCAGUUUUCCCGUCUCCUUCCCAUUUUGUUCUCUCAUUCCGGAAAUUUUUUGGCCGAGAGCGAAAUUUUCUCUUUCUAGAAAAGGACCCGCCUUUCUCUUCUCCAUUUAAAUGAAUCGAGAUAGGUCCGGGAACCCAUUUAAAAGUAUCUGCCACUUUAGCACCGACUUAUCCAUCCUGCUUCCUGGGAACCCACAGCAGAGGGAGAGUGACGACCACGUCGCCAUGCACCGAGGCGUUGAAUUCACCGAGUGAAGAUUUACCCGCCUUUCUAUCUCUCCCGCUGACCUUGUCGAAUGUAAUUAUCCCCGGAAGUCAACUGAUCCCUUCAACUAAGGGACUGAAAGUAAGAUAAUCGAAGAGAUGACAGCGACAGUGACGAUAACCCAGUGGAGUUAUUUCCAUAACAAGGAGUAGUCAAGAGUGGGCGGUGGAUUUCUUCAGGCCGAGUUUCUUCUUGGCGUAGACGUACAGCUUGCUGA
Spirodela intermedia is the source of this 3268-nucleotide messenger RNA. NCBI's taxonomy places the organism in Eukaryota, Viridiplantae, Streptophyta, Magnoliopsida, Alismatales, Araceae. The record is from the annotation of a GenBank genome assembly.